Molecule: messenger RNA, 1458 nt
Organism: Sorex araneus (European shrew)
Lineage: Eukaryota; Metazoa; Chordata; Mammalia; Eulipotyphla; Soricidae
Product: cytosolic beta-glucosidase
Exons: 5
Coding region: 1-1458 (485 amino acids)
Biological process (GO): carbohydrate metabolic process
Molecular function (GO): hydrolase activity, hydrolyzing O-glycosyl compounds
Source: RefSeq, a predicted model, not a curated record
AUGGUGUACCGCCAACCCUGGUCAUACUUUGUAAACAGUCCUUGUCUGAAAUGCUCCCCAGUUGCCCAGUACAAGUGCCAGCUGUUUACUAUGGAGGCCCUGGCUGGAGGCUGGGAUGCAGACGGGAAAGGCCCGAGUGUCUGGGAUACAUUCACCCAUCAGGGAGGAGAGAGAGUGUUCAAGAACCAGACUGGCGAUGUAGCUUGUAGCAGCUACACUCUGUGGGAGGAAGAUUUGAAAUGUAUCAAACAGCUUGGAUUGACUCAUUACCGCUUCUCUCUUUCCUGGUCACGUCUGUUACCUGAUGGGACGACAGGUUUCAUCAACCAGAAAGGAGUUGACUAUUACAACAAGAUCAUCGAUGAUUUGUUGGAAAAUGGCAUCAAGCCUAUAGUGACACUCUUCCACUUUGAUUUGCCUCAGGGUUUAGAAGACAAAGGCGGUUGGCUGUCAGAGACAAUAGUUGAAUCCUUUGACAAAUAUGCUCAGUUUUGCUUCCGUACAUUUGGGGAUCGAGUCAAGUUGUGGAUCACCUUAAAUGAGCCUAAUCUGUUUGCCCUGAUGGCAUAUGAUCAUGGCACAUUUCCUCCUGGUGUGCCUCACCUAGGAACUGGGGGUUAUCAGGCCGCUCACAACUUGAUUAAAGCUCAUGCCAAAUCCUGGCACAGCUAUGAUUCCUUAUUCCGAAAAGAGCAGAAGGGUCUGGUGUCCCUGUCAUUCUUCAUUGGCUGGGUGGAACCAGCAGACCCCAACUCAGCAUCUGACCAAGAAGCUGCUAGGAGAGUCAUGGCUUUCCAUCUAGAUCUUUUUGCUAAACCCAUAUUUACUGAUGGUGAUUAUCCUGAAGGGGUCAAGUCCCAGAUUGCCUCCAUGAGUAAGAAGCAAGGCUACCCAUCAUCCAGGCUUCCGGAAUUUACAGAGGAAGAGAAGAAGAUGAUCAAAGGCACUGGUGAUUUCUUUGCUGUGCAAUAUUAUACGACUCGCUUAGUCAGAUACAAGGAGAACAAGAAAGGAGAGCUGGGUGCUAUCCACGAUGCCGAGGCUGAAGUUUUGACAGACCCAUCUUGGGUCAAUUUGGACUGGGUCUAUGUAGUGCCAUGGGGAAUACGUAAAUUACUGAAGUAUGUAAAGGAAAUGUAUAACAACCCUGUAAUUUACAUCACUGAGAAUGGUUUUCCCCACAGUGACCUCACGUCUUUGGAUGACACUCAGCGCUGGGAAUAUUUCAGACAGACAUUUGAGGAGCUGCUCAAAGCUAUCCAACUGGAUAAAGUCAACCUCAAAGUAUAUUGUGCAUGGUCUCUUCUGGAUAACUUUGAGUGGACAGAAGGGUAUAGCUGCCGGUUUGGUUUCUUCCAUGUUGACUUUGAAGAUCCGGCUAGACCUCGAGUCCCUUACAGUUCUGCCAAGGAAUAUGCCAAGGUCAUUCAGAACAAUGGCCUAGAGGGACAUCAAUAG